AAUGGGAACCUAAUUUACUGUGUAAACUGUCACCAAAAACACAAUAAAAUAUCAUUUUUUAAAAUAGUAAAAAAAUUUAUAUGGCAAAAUCUAAAUUUUAUAAAAAUUUGCAGAAGAUUGACAGAAAUCUGUAAAAAUGGUUAUUUUUGCCUCUGUGUUUUUUUUUUUUUUAACCUAUGUAUCUUAAUCAGAAAAGAUGUUAAUUCAGCAGAUAAACCCAUUUUUGUAGUUUGUAUUUACAUUUCUGUGAAAUUAAAAAAUUAGAGCUCAAAUUAAGGGAUACUGUAUAGGUCAUCAUUUAGUUCAAUUUUUAAAACUAAAUAAAUUUUUUAAUUCAUUUACUUCUAAACAUGAAUCAGUGAGCCAAGCAGGGUGGCCAGAAAUCACAAAUGGAUCAGUAAAAAUUAAUGUAAUACUUUUUUCAUGUAUUGGACUGACUUUAUUUAUUUUUCAUGUAUUGGGUAAUCCUAAUUAUUAUCUGAUAUAACCAAGGAGAAUCAGUACUUUCAUUUAUUCGGCUGGAAAGAUUCUUAGGUUUAUGGAUAAUUGGUUUCAGUAAUUUCUUAGAUGUCUUCCAGUAGAGGGUCUAUGAUUCUUUUCAGGCCAGCAGAUGUUUUUGAAUGAUGCUAGCCCUCCUUUCCCUUAGUGGGGAGAGAGAGUGUGUGUGUAUGUAUGGGGGUACAAAAUUAAAACUGUCAUCUUUGUAGAUCAGAAUGUGUAUACCACAUGUUGAGUACAUACUAUGUAUGUUCCAGGUGCCAUGCUAAGGUAUUUACAUACAUGAUCUGAUUGAUCUGUAUUACAACCCUGUGAAAUAGACUUUUUGUGGUCUGUAUUUUGCAGGUGAAGAACUGAGAGGUAAGGCAAGUUAAAUAACUCCCCUAAGGUCACAUAGCUAGUAAUUAUAAAGCUUGAUUAUUGUGCUUGAGGAUUUUAGUUUAUGAUGGUUGAAAUGAAGGAGUAGAAUAGUAUUGAAUAAUGGAAAAACCACUAGAAGUAGAGUUGUCUUUGCCACUUGCUUGCUAGAUAACCUUGGGCAAGUUAAUUGAACUCCCUGAAUCUCUUGUUUCUUUAUCUGUGGAUUGGUCAUAUUUAUACCACCCUUACCUUCCUCAUAGGAAGUUCUGAGAAUAAAACAUGAGAAUGUAUGUGAAUAUGUGUUAUAAACUGCUAAAUGCUAGACUAAUUGGGGUUGUAAAUAAGGGAAGGGGAGGAUGAGGGAUAUAACUGUCUCCUAACUCUUAAAAGUCAUUGUUGCUUUGUUUGAAAUUGGAUAGAGAAUGGGAAUAAUUGCACUUAUUUGUACAUCAGUAUUACAGUUGUUACAUUCUUAAGGGUUGCUGAUCAAAGUUAAUUUUCAAUGUUUGAUCUUUAUAUGAUAAAUGUCCAGAAUAGUUAAUUGAAUGUUCUGGCUAGCUUAUUAUCUUAAGGUAUACAAAAGUUAUCAAUAUUCAAAUAAUGUUCACAAUAUAGGUAAACUUAUUUUUUUUUGAUAUUUCAGAAGUUAAGAACCUGAAAGGGAAAAGGAGUCUUAAAUUUACUGAAAACACAAAGAUAUUACAUAAAAUUAUUCAAUCCAAAUAUCAGUCACUUAAGGCAGUGUUAUUAUUCCUGUAUUACAAACAGUUAAGCCACUUGGCCAAUGUCACACAAUUAGGAAGUGGUAGCGCUAUGAUUUGAAGUCAAAUAUAUCAGAUUCCAAAGCUCAGGCUCUUCCCAUCAUUCAGGCUGUUUUCUGGAGGUUUAGCGUCACUAAAUGCGUGUCAGUUAUCAUUAAAUACAGCUUUACAGAUCAACAGAUGAGUAUAUAAACAUACAUUCAUAUAUACAGUGGACUGUUACUCACCCGUGAAGAGAAAUAAAGUCCUGAUACACGCUACAUACAACGUGGAUGAACAUUGAAAACAUUAUACUGAUUGAUGCUGAUGUAACAGUAAUAGGUUCUGGUCCUGGAGGAUAUGUUGCUGCUAUUAAAGCUGCCCAGUUAGGCUUCAAGACAGUCUGCGUUGAGAAAAAUGAAACACUUGGUGGCACUUGCUUGAAUGUUGGUUGUAUCCCUUCUAAGGCUUUAUUGAAUAAUUCUCAUUAUUACCAUUUGGCCCAUGGAAAAGAUUUUGCAUCUAGAGGAAUUGAAAUGUCUGAAGUUCGCUUAAAUUUAGAGAAGAUGAUGGAGCAGAAGAAUACUGCAGUAAAAGCUUUAACAGGUGGAAUUGCCCACUUAUUCAAACAGAAUAAGGUCAUUCACGUAAAUGGAUAUGGGAAGAUAACUGGCAAAAAUCAGGUCACUGCUUCUAAGGAUGACGGGAGCACCCAAGUUAUUGAUACAAAGAACAUUCUCAUAGCUACAGGUUCAGAAGUUACUCCCUUUCCUGGAAUCACGAUUGAUGAAGAUACAGUAGUGUCAUCUACAGGUGCUUUGUCUUUAAAAAAAGUUCCAGAGAAGAUGGUUGUCAUUGGUGCAGGAGUAAUAGGUGUAGAAUUGGGUUCGGUGUGGCAAAGACUUGGUGCAGAUGUGACAGCAGUUGAGUUUUUGGGUCAUAUUGGUGGAAUUGGAAUUGAUAUGGAGAUAUCUAAAAACUUUCAACGUAUCCUUCAAAAACAGGGAUUUAAAUUUAAAUUGAAUACAAAGGUUACUGGUGCUACCAAGAAGUCAGAUGGAAAAAUUGAUGUUUCUAUUGAAGCUGCUUCUGGUGGGAAAGCUGAACUUAUCACUUGUGAUGUACUCUUGGUUUGCAUCGGCCGACGACCCUUUACUCAGAAUUUGGGACUGGAAGAGCUUGGAAUUGAACUAGAUUCCAGAGGUAGAAUUCCAGUGAAUACCCGAUUCCAAACUAAACUGCCAAAUAUCUAUGCUAUUGGUGAUGUAGUUGCUGGUCCAAUGCUGGCUCACAAAGCAGAAGAUGAAGGCAUUAUCUGUGUUGAAGGAAUGGCUGGUGGUGCUGUGCACAUUGACUACAAUUGUGUGCCAUCGGUGAUUUACACACACCCUGAAGUUGCUUGGGUUGGCAAAUCAGAAGAGCAGUUGAAAGAAGAGGGUAUUGAGUACAAAGUUGGGAAAUUCCCAUUUGCUGCUAACAGCAGAGCUAAAACGAAUGCUGACACAGAUGGCAUGGUGAAGAUUCUUGGGCAGAAAUCAACGGACAGAGUGUUGGGAGCGCAUAUUCUAGGACCAGGUGCUGGAGAAAUGGUAAAUGAAGCUGCUCUUGCUUUGGAAUAUGGAGCAUCCUGUGAAGAUAUAGCAAGAGUCUGUCACGCGCAUCCGACCUUAUCAGAAGCUUUUAGAGAAGCAAACCUGGCUGCAUCAUUUGGCAAAUCAAUCAACUUUUAAAUUAGAGGAUAAUAUAUAUAUUUUUUCCUGAAAUCUCCUGGGAGCUUUUGUAGAAGUCACAUUUCAACAGGAAAUGCUCACAGCUCCAAGAAUUUCUAGGACUGUAUUGAACUCUUGGAAGGUAUUUAAUAGGUUUGGACAGAAUGGAAUAAUCCCACAUCUAUAUUUUAAAUAAACUUAGUAUUGCAGAAAAAAAAAUCUUAUAGUAGCUUCCUGGAAAAUUUCCAUCAACUCAUGUUUUUAUGCUGUUUAUGAAAGGUUCAACUUCACUGAAUUUAUUUUAAGUAGCUUUUAUCCCUGAUACAGUAAAGUUGAAUUUACUUACAUGAUGGAACUGGAGUAUGGUAUGUGAACAGUUGUGUUUGAAGCAAGGUGAUCAAGUUAUUUUAAACUCGCAUUUCAUAUUAGAAACGGGAGUCAAAUAUGUAUAAACUGACCUGAUGUAAGCAAAAAAAGUUCUCACCUGUUUUAUUUAACCCCCACAUUCUUGCAGUUUAGAGGCAGAAUUUAUGCGUUUAAGAGAUUUUUAAGGUUCUGUUGAGGUCUACAAGUCUGAGGGAUCAUUAUAUAGUUAUGUAUAUUAAUGGGUUUUAGCUACAGAAUUCAAACAGACACUCAGAUGUAUUAUAUUGGGGAAUGAGGAUAUGGAAAUAAAUAUGGUCUUUCAUUUACU
Trichechus manatus latirostris (Florida manatee) is the source of this 4001-nucleotide messenger RNA. It is a transcript of the gene DLD, whose product is annotated as dihydrolipoamide dehydrogenase. Gene Ontology annotation, molecular function: dihydrolipoyl dehydrogenase (NADH) activity; flavin adenine dinucleotide binding. The transcript has 13 exons. Lineage: Eukaryota; Metazoa; Chordata; Mammalia; Sirenia; Trichechidae. Gene Ontology annotation, cellular component: oxoglutarate dehydrogenase complex; mitochondrion. Bases 1892 to 3328 code for a protein of 478 amino acids. The record is from RefSeq and is a predicted model, not a curated record.